ACAUUACACAUAUGAACAAAUUGGUGUUCACUCAUCAUCAAUGCCCUCUUUUUUCUGAGGAAGAGCAAAACUAAGAAUGCCAUUAAACAGAAAAAUAAUAAAACAGAGUUUAUGGGGAAGCUGAUUACCACUACCAAACCUCUAAUCUUCCAAUCCAAGCUCCUCUGUUUUUCUCUGUUAUACCUCUUCACAACUCUUUUCCUCGCUCUCUACACCAUUCUCUCUCAAUCCAAAUGCUUAUUCAGAUCUUCCCCUUUGGAUCCAAUUCAGGAUCGUCUCUUCUCUUACCCUUCCUCCUAUGGAGAGCACAAGUAUGCUGUCUCAACCACACGUUCUACAUGCACUUCUCCUAUUUUCUUUUCAGAUUACAUGGAUGUUGUGAAGGAGAUCAAGAAUUUGAUCAAGGACUCUUCGUCAGCUGAGGAGUCGAGUGCUCUGCGCUACAUGCAGGGGAAUGCAGAGAGUUUUGGUGGGAACUUGAGCACCAAGGCGAGGUUCUCUUAUUUCGAUCAUCAAAUUGAUAACACUCAAGUACCCUGCGGAUUUCUCAAGAAAUUUCCAAUCAGUGAUUCCGAUCGAAUUGCGAUGGAGAAGUGUGAAGGUGUAGUAGUAGUUUCAGCAAUCUUCAAUGACCAUGACAAGAUACGGCAACCGAAGGGAAUUGGUGGGAAAACAGUGGAAGAAGUGUGUUUCUUCAUGUUUAUAGAUGAGGUAACAAUGAAGGGGCUUGAAGAUCAUGGAAUGAUAGGGAGGGAAUCAAGAGAGCAUAAGAUAGGUGUGUGGAGGAUUGUUAAGGUUGCCAAGGAGGAGUUGUAUGAGAGCCCAGCAAUGAAUGGGAUCAUACCAAAAUACUUAGUCCAUAGACUGUUCCCGAAUUCGAAAUUCAGCAUUUGGGUGGAUGCAAAGUUGCAGCUUGUGGUUGAUCCUUUGCUGUUGAUUCAUUCGCUUGUUAUAUCUCAGAAUGUGGACAUGGCUAUAUCAAAACAUCCUUUUUUUCUUCACACCAUGGAAGAAGCAAUGGCAACUGCCCGAUGGAAGAAAUGGUGGGAUAUUAACGCCUUGAAGCACCAAAUGGAGACCUACUGUGAACAUGGACUCCAACCAUGGUCCCCAUCCAAGCUCCCAUAUGCUUCAGAUGUGCCAGAUAGUGCUGUGAUCCUUAGGAGGCAUGGAGUGGGAAGUAACCUAUUCUCUUGCCUAAUGUUCAACGAGUUGGAGGCAUUCAACCCAAGAGAUCAAUUGGCUUUUGCAUUUGUGAGGGAUAAGAUGAAGCCCAACGUUAGCAUCAACAUGUUUGAGGUUGAAGUGUUUGAGCAGCUGGCACUGGAGUUCAGACACAACCUCAAGAAUAAGCGCCAUGGGAGCGUUUUGUCCACUUCACCAAGGACCAAAAGGGCACACCCUGGUUUCUUGUAUGUUAAUGCCACCUGUUGCAGCAAGUGCCAGAAGUAUCUUCUCACCAUGUGGGAUCAAUCCAAUCAUUGAUUAUAUUCUUCCCAUUCUAAAACAAACACAUACCACAUUUUUAUGUACAUAUAUACUUUUACAUCC
Molecule: messenger RNA, 1551 nt
Organism: Arachis stenosperma
Lineage: Eukaryota; Viridiplantae; Streptophyta; Magnoliopsida; Fabales; Fabaceae
Product: alkaline ceramidase TOD1
Exons: 4
Coding region: 112-1485 (457 amino acids)
Source: RefSeq, a predicted model, not a curated record